Molecule: messenger RNA, 1170 nt
Organism: Rhizophagus irregularis DAOM 181602=DAOM 197198
Lineage: Eukaryota; Fungi; Glomeromycota; Glomeromycetes; Glomerales; Glomeraceae
Biological process (GO): adenylate cyclase-activating G protein-coupled receptor signaling pathway
Cellular component (GO): plasma membrane
Molecular function (GO): G protein-coupled receptor activity
Source: RefSeq, a predicted model, not a curated record
AUGUCUCAAUUAUCAUUAAUUUUCAUGAUUUAUUCGUUGCUCUUUUUUUAUCCAAUUUUUAUAAACGCCGAAGAAAACUACAGUUCUGAUAAUAAUCCUGAACAACAAAGGUUAAAUGAUAAUGAAUUUCAAAUUAUAGUUUAUACUUAUUAUGUUGUAGGAUCUUUAAAUGCAAUUGGAUGUUCCUUCGUAUUUUGUAAAACUUUUAUAAAAUGGAUGUUUUGUAAAAAAAAUAAAAAUAGGUUAACAAUGAGUUACAGAUUACCUUUCUAUACCGCCAUUUCAGAUUUUGGAAUUUUUAUUUCUGGUGCGAUAAAUAUCGCACAUACGGCAAUAUAUGCGAGAGUAUGGGAACAACCAAUGUGUACAAUAGUAGGAGCAUUAUCUUGGUUUUUUGUUUCAUUAAAUUUAUCUCUUUAUGGUGUAAUAAGCAUUAUGACUUACAUAAGAGUAUGCAGAGAUAUUUUUUUUGAUACUGGUAAAUAUGAUUAUAAAUUAUGGACAAUUGUCUUCUUAAUUAUUACGAUAUUACAAAUAAUAGCCGGUCCAUUUUAUGGACCAGAAAAAUAUUGGUGCAUUGGGAAAUCGAAAAAUAUUGUAUUUUCAGUAACAAAUUUUACUUUAUAUUUUAUAUUAUUAUUUACAACUUUAACAUGUUAUAUGUUAAUUUAUAAAACAAUUGAAGCAACUUUUGCUGAAGGAGGAGAAAUUAAUAAUUAUGAUGAUGAGAAUAAUGAUAAUAGGGAUAAUAGAAAUGAUAAUAGAGAUAUUGAAUAUACAACAAUAUCUGAUACAAAAUGUAUGAUGGAGAAGAAAGCUUCAGUUAAAAUUGCUAGUUAUAUUUUAGUAUUCUUUAUUCAGUGGACUCCAGUACAGGUUUCUAAUAUCGGAUCGUGGUGUAAUAUUGAUAAAACAUGGAUUUAUGUUGUUGCUGUGAUAGGAGUUAAUUUAGGUGGAAUUGGAAAUGCAAUACAAUAUAUGAUCAAUGAAAGAAAAACUUUUCAUCCUACACAAUACAAGUCGACUACCUCAUUACAUAUCAAAACAAAACUAGAUGAGGAAUCUUAUCCAAGUCCUGCUUCAAUUGAAUUAAACGAUUUACCCAUUAAUAUAAUUAUCGAAAAUAAUAAUGAAAUUAAUGUUGAAAAUGUUGAAAAUGAAAUUGUUUGA